AUCACUGCUCCGAGAGUUUAAGUUCUUAUGUCACACAGAGUCUGAACUGUUUUCAUGCACUCACACUGAAAACUGCUCCACAAAGAUGUCGCCACUCACUUUGCUUCUCUUGCUGGGUUUUCUGAGUCAAGAGUCUUCUGCCAGCAGUUUCCUGACUCAGACUGACAAAGUCAUGUCUGUUAGUGUUGGAGGGACUGUGAACAUCAGGGCCACAGGGAGUUCAGAUAUUGUUGCUCUCAGUUGGUAUCUUCAGAAACCUGGACAGGCUCCAAAACUUCUUAUAUAUGAGGUGUCAGAGCUCAACUCUGGAACUCCAUCUCGAUUCAGUGGCAGCAGCUCUGGUUCUGACUAUACUUUAACCAUCAGUGGUGUUCAGGCUGAAGAUGCAGGAGAUUAUUACUGUCUCGGUGCGCAUAACAUGACAGAUAGGGCAGUAAACACUUUUGGUGGAGGAACCAAAGUCAUCAUGUUAUCCGGUACCAUGGUCAGGCCCUCAGUCUCUCUGCUGCCCCCGUCCCCUAAGCAGCUCUCUGGGGGCUCGGCCAUGCUGGUCUGCCUGCUGAGCGGCUACUCUCCUCAGGGAGCCGUGGUGACCUGGGAGGUGGACGGCACGGAGGUGUCAGAGGGGGUCCUGAGCAGUUUAGAGCAGGAGAAGAGCGGCAGCUACAGCAGCAGCAGCAGCCUGAGCCUGAGCCAGGAGCAGUGGCUGAAAGGAGAGAAGUACACCUGCAAGGUGGUCCAUCACGGCCACAACCAGACCCAGACCCUGCACAGGAGCCAGUGUGAGGGUUAGUGGUGGUGAAUGAAGCCCAGGACAAGAAGCCCUGACAACAUCGACUUUAACGUUUGAAGAUGAAAAUAAAGCUUUGAGUUCUUGUGCUGUGAGUGUGUUUCCACAAUGUCGUUCUGACGACUCGUGUUUUGCCAAUAAAUGUUGCAGUGAUAC
Solea solea (common sole) is the source of this 946-nucleotide messenger RNA. RefSeq names its product immunoglobulin lambda-1 light chain-like. NCBI's taxonomy places the organism in Eukaryota, Metazoa, Chordata, Actinopteri, Pleuronectiformes, Soleidae. The record is from RefSeq and is a predicted model, not a curated record. The transcript is spliced from 5 exons. Bases 86 to 793 code for a protein of 235 amino acids. Gene Ontology annotation, biological process: immune response; immunoglobulin production.